GCCUAGCUAUUGUUUCAACACUUUGUUGCGUCAUCGGAGGAAAACUAAGACGUUCAACAGUAGAAGAAACACCACGACAACGAGUACUACUACACUUCCCAGUACUCAGUUAAUCAGGACUCGGAAUCGAUUCCUUCUCGUCACAGUUGCCCUUUGAUCCCCCCCCCCUGCCUGAGAAUCAGCACAGUGGCCUCUGUACGGUAGCACCACACAAGAGAAAAGCAGCAACGAUGAUGAAAUUCAAACGAAGAGCAAUCUCAAUAGUCGCCUUCGUGGUAUUGAAUGCAUGCCUACUACCUUCCUUCUAUAAAACAGUUGCUUUGUCGUGGACCCCGCCAACGAACGAUCUCGAUGUGUCUCCGAAGAGUCGCGGCCGAAUGGGCCGAAGGGAUUUUGCAUCUGCCGGUAUUUUUGGAUCUGUUGGCUUGGUGACUCCCUUCGUCUUGCCAUCGAACAUACCACCAGCAAAUGCCGCUCCUUUGAGCUUGGCCCAAAAGCUUUCCCUUCGAGAUCCAUCGGCUCUUACCAACUCGAUUUUCAAUAUUCCACCGUCGACCCAAUCCUAUCCACCAUUUAURAGAGGCGCUUGGAACGUUACUCUCCAAUACAGCGGAUACAUUUUCCCCUCACAAAAAAUCCCGCGAUCCCGGUUGACCACCAAUGCACAAGUUCCUGGCUUCCAAAAAUGCAGCAUUGCUGCCCUGUCCGAUGUCGGGAAGGAAGUCGUUSAUUUUGAAUUGAACAUCGACGAAUCGACGGGUCUGGAAGAUCGUAGCACGUCACUAACGACGUCCAUCAACGAUCACCUGGGAUAUUCGGCCGUGAAAGAAGUUCUCUACAAUCCCAAGACCAAUGCAAAUCGCCUCUCCGUAGUGUUUUACGAAUACAAAACCACCAACGCGGAACGAAUCGAAUUGUUCUGCAACGGCCGCGAAUCCGAGCUGAUUCCCGCGCCACCGCCACCACAAGAAGGCGGUGAAAACGCCAGGGGGCAGAUUUUUGUGUGCAGCGARUACGUCCGGCAGGUCACCUUUUCCGGUGGGUCCCAAGUGGGAAUCCCACGGCAGGUAGGGACAAAUUAUGCCCACUUCUGGACCUGGAAGGAAGUUCCCGGGUCGAACGACAGGGUCAUGACGGGGAACCUCCUGACGGCCGCCUACCUCGAUCCGCAAGACUCGAUGUUUUUCGAGGAACCCUCGAAACCCGUGGCGGUUUUCAGUCACUUGAUCAAGGCGGAAAAACUGUAAGACGCAAGCCCAUCGAUGAACCCAGCCGCAAAACAGAACUAAUUUCUGAACCAACGAGAGCGCCGCGUAGCCAAAUGGCCGCGGUGCGAUCCCAGUUUUGUUCACGGAAACGAUGAAAAUAGACUAGUAGACACACG
Molecule: messenger RNA, 1384 nt
Organism: Pseudo-nitzschia multistriata
Lineage: Eukaryota; Bacillariophyta; Bacillariophyceae; Bacillariales; Bacillariaceae
Source: the annotation of a GenBank genome assembly